Molecule: messenger RNA, 1388 nt
Organism: Cygnus atratus (black swan)
Lineage: Eukaryota; Metazoa; Chordata; Aves; Anseriformes; Anatidae
Product: charged multivesicular body protein 1b
Exons: 8
Coding region: 158-748 (196 amino acids)
Biological process (GO): late endosome to vacuole transport; endosome transport via multivesicular body sorting pathway; protein transport
Cellular component (GO): ESCRT III complex; multivesicular body
Source: RefSeq, a predicted model, not a curated record
AGAGGCCCGCAGCCAUGCGCGGUCCCGCCCCGGCGCGGCUGCGCGGAGGGGAGCGGAGCGGGGCCCGGAGCCACCAGCACAGCGCCGGCCGAGGGGAAGGGGACGAGAGAGGCCACAGGCAGCCUGCCCUGCCCUGCGUCGGGCCGCCGAGUCCGGCAUGGAGAAACAUCUGUUUAAUCUGAAGUUUGCUGCAAAGGAACUCAAUAGAAACUCAAAAAAAUGCGACAAAGAAGAAAAGGCUGAGAAAGCAAAAAUUAAGAAGGCAAUCCAGAAGGGUAACAUGGAAGUUGCACGAAUACAUGCAGAAAAUGCAAUCCGACAGAAGAAUCAAGCAAUUAAUUUCUUGCGCAUGAGUGCCAGAGUAGAUGCUGUAGCAGCAAGAGUUCAGACUGCAGUGACAAUGGGCAAAGUAACGAAGUCAAUGGCGGGGGUAGUUAAGUCUAUGGAUGCCACUUUGAAGAGCAUGAACUUGGAAAAGAUAUCUGCACUAAUGGAUAAAUUUGAGCAUCAGUUUGAAACACUAGAUGUUCAGACACAGCAGAUGGAAGACACAAUGAGCAACACUACUACGCUAACAACGCCACAGAACCAAGUGGAUAUGCUUCUACAGGAAAUGGCAGAUGAAGCAGGUCUUGAUCUGAACAUGGAACUACCUCAAGGACAGACAGGUUCUGUUGGUACAAGUGUUGCCUCAGCAGAACAGGAUGAGCUGUCACAGAGACUGGCCCGCCUUCGUGAUCAAGUUUAAGUUAAAACAAAGCUGCAGUCUGUGUACAUGCUUUCAAAAUGCCCUUUCUGUGACUAACCCUUCACUACAAACGUGGCUUAGGUGUUUAAUAUUUGUAAUAUAGGGUACUUCACUUCAAGCUUGCUCUUCUUUCUAAAUACAUCGAGUAAUCCAAAGUAUCAGCUCUCUAAUGUCUUUUUCUGUACAUUUUGAAGUUGAUAUAUUUUUUGCAAGCUUUUUUCACAAAAUCAAGUUGAUAUUCUAAGUCAGCUAGUAAUGUUGGCACAUUCUAGCUAAACAAAAAGCAGAGUGUCAUUGAUAUAUAUUUUAAAUUAUGAAGUGAUUUUUUUUAAAUUAUGAGAACUGUUUAUGGCUGGAGAACUGAUGUAUACAGUUCUGAUGAUUGUACUAGCCAACUUUCUUAAACAGCCAAACUCCUGGAACACGGAGGUGGACAGUGUGGACUUCAUGAAAAUACGCUUGUUAAAAAUGAGUGGACUUCAGUCUGUGGUGGUUUUAGUAUUUUAAAGAUAAGGUAACUGUUCUGAGAUUAAUGGUUCAGUUCAAAAGUGAGUUUCCAAAAGCUGUUUUAAUAUAAUUGGGAACUUGCAUGGUUUCAUCACUUUAGUACAGGAGGAAUAAAAUGUAUUUUUCAACUCUU